AGUGCGUCGAAUGGUACAUUUUGUAUAAAUGUUAUUAUGCUGCGUUCAAAAUAGCGGUGAAUGUUGUAUUGAAAGCGAUCGAAGAAUCGUCAUUACCAACUAUAACAUUGGAUCGCAGGUGAUUGACGUUGAUCUUACACAAGCAAAACAUAAGGACAUACUUAUGGGGCAUUGACGGUGAAAAUCCUUUCUUCAAUUGAAAAUAUCGAAUGAUAUACAAAGUAUUGCUUUGCUCCGUGAAACUGGACGGUGAAUUUAUAGUGGAAUGAAAUUACAGAUUUGCCAUUUCGUCGAUUCUGACUUCGGAUUGUAUACGUCUUGUUUUUAUGCGAUUUUGUAUAACUCAUGGUACCUAGUGAGACUUGUCUUUGCAUUAGAUAGCAUGGACAUGAAAAAUGAUGUCAUGAAGUUCAUGCUCCAGUCCUUUGAAGAGAUUUAUAUUUCAUGACCUGGAGGAGUAGGCUUUUAAAGAAAGCUAUCACCAUGCCGACCAGAAAGCUUCGAGUAAGAGAAAUGAAUACUGAUAUGACGGCUUGCUAUCUUCUGACUACCCCAGAGAUGCAGCCAUCAACGUCUCAGGUCUCCCGGUUAAUAGUUCCGCCAACAACAGCAUGCUAAACAGAACCACAACGAGGAAUGUCUCUUCAGCUGUACAUGGUCACACUGUCAAUCUACCCGGCACCAACCCAGAGCGUUACAUUCCCGUCCUCACCGUCAAACGACCGAUGGCAAAAGUCUCUGCACCUGCUCCUCUGAUAGAUGAUCUACAGUCAAAGGACAGUAUUUCAGGUCAGGGCGAGGUGAGGGCGUCCCAUAGUGGUAAAUCGUAUGCCUUUGGAAGACCCGUGCCUCCUGUUGAUUGCUUCCAGUCUAGGACACCAAUUGCGCAAAGGGUGCGGAACUGCAGUAGAUCUUUGGCAGUUGGUACGUCACAGCGUCCUAUGACAGACGUGAGGACCGGAUUCAUGAGGACGAUGUCUAAGCCCACACCUGGUGAACUCGAUCUGAAACUUCACCAAGAAAAACAGGCAAUCGACAAAAUCAAAGCCGACUUGAGACGUGAACAAGCUGCCUUUGGUGAUCCAGAUAGACUAGAUAUGAAAGACAUUCUGAAGUUCAUGAACGAACAUCAAAUCUCGAAUAGCACAAACAGGCGGCGACCACGGGCAGCCAAAAGACGGGUUCCGCAUGCGACUCUUGUCCCGAGUAAUGUCCUAGAACCAAGAGCGCUUAGAGAAGAAGAAUUAGCUGAGAAAGAAGUCAAAGCACAAAAAGCCAUUAAGGAAUACAAACACAGACUCAACGCUCUCAGUGCUCAAAUGCGUUCUACCAAAGACCGUUCUCAAAGCGCAGUAUCCCGUUACAGCCAUACCUCUGGGAAUCAAGACAUCGACAGGCAAUCUUUAAGACUCGCCCCUAGUAACAAUGACAGGCACUUAAGCAUACAGCUUCUAAAUCUUCCAGACUAUGGGGGCCGGUCUUCUCCUCAGAGUAGUAUAGACUCGAUCAGUUCACGAAGCGUCUCUCUGCAGACUCGUCUUUCACCGAGGGGUUCCGCAGUUGCAACAUCAAGGGCCACAUCUUCAUGUCCCGGACGGAGGACCCGCCAACCGCAAUACCCUGAUCCUAUAUACAUUCCUAGUGCAACGGAAGAUUACGACUCGACCGGAUACGGAGACGACCAACGACCUUUUGUGAAGCUGUCGAUGCGUAGGUCCUCGAAUGUCACACGUGAGACAUCACUCAUGACUGACAUGGACCCGAGCAAUGCUCCAGUCCUGACCGUCCACGUCUCCUUUCCGCGACCCACCGUCCCGCCCUCAAAUACACCUGUCAGCGCGUUCGACGAAGAAGGCCUGAACGAUCUAGACGGAAGCAUCUUCGGCGAUGACGACAGUCUCGAAACGAACUGGUCGUCGAGGAGUUGCUCUCGUGUGAGCAGUGCUGCAAGUUCGAGGAUGAGUACCAGGUCGUGUACGCCGAGCGCGAUCUCCAAUCGUGAAAAGGGAAAGACAACUGCACUGUGAAAAGGUUGGGCAAUAUUUUCUUACACUUUGCCCAAUGUUGUGCCAAUAGUUAACCCAACCAUCUAUUGGGCAAUAUUUUGCCCAGUGGUAUUGGUAAACGUAAGUACGUGUAUAAUUGUUUCGUAUUUUACCCAACAGCUGGUCAGGAUUUUCCCAACAAGUGGGCUACCGUAGUCGGGCAGUUGAAGGGUCAUAUCUUGCCCACUUUAUCGACUAAAUACGAAACAAUUAUGCAAACGUG
This is a messenger RNA of Strongylocentrotus purpuratus (purple sea urchin), 2268 nucleotides long. RefSeq lists its product as uncharacterized. Bases 612 to 2027 code for a protein of 471 amino acids. NCBI's taxonomy places the organism in Eukaryota, Metazoa, Echinodermata, Echinoidea, Camarodonta, Strongylocentrotidae. The record is from RefSeq and is a predicted model, not a curated record. The transcript is spliced from 2 exons.